UGUGUAUUCACUACUUCCGAGUUGAUUUGAACGAGGAGUAAAUUCAUCCCGGUGGCGUUUUGGAAAGGAAACGUCACCGUGGUCUACCUAACUACUUCCUGUUGACCGGCGAGCAGAUUGAUGACGUCGGCAGCACUUCCGCUCCUUCUGCUUCGACACGCUGUAGCCGCACGAGCGCCGAACGUCGCCUUCGUUAAGUGUUGACAAUUCAUUCUUUACCGGGAUUUUACCGCGACACCAUGGAGCCCUGAGCUCGGGAAUAAGAUGCGUGAAGCCUGUGUUUGCCUGGAAGACCGGAGAGAUCCUGUAGUGGAAGCGAGCUAACCCACACAUGGCCUGCGAGUCGGCUUUCUCCGCCAUCAUGGACGAGCAGGCCCUCAUGGGACUGAACCCCAACGCUGACGCCUGCUACCGACAGAGAGCUCUGGCGUAUUUCGAGCAGCUGAAGGAAUCUCAGGACGGAUGGGAGGUGUGCGCUGAAGCGUUGGCCAAAGGCAUCUACAGUGACGACCACGUGAAGUUCUUCUGUUUUCAAGUGCUGGAGCAUCAGAUCAAAUACAGGCAUGUGAGACUCACUGGACCCCAGCAGCAGCUUAUUAGAGAGACUUUGAUGAAAUGGCUGCAGUUGCAGCUGAUGAGCGCACAUCCCGAGAAGCCGUUCAUCAAGAACAAGGCGGCGCAGGUGUUUGCGCUCACCUUCGUCAUGGAGUACCUGACGCUGUGGCCCAAGUUCUUCUUCGACGUGCUCUCGCUGGUGGGUCUGAACCCGCACGGCCUGGACAUCUAUCUCCGCACGCUCAUGGCCAUUGACGCCGAGGUGGUGGACCGGGACAUCUUGCACACCCCCGAGGAGACGCGCAGGAACACCCUGAUCAAGGACCGCAUGAGAGAGACGUGCAUCCCAGCGCUGGUCGAGUCGUGGUACCAGAUCCUGCAGACGUAUCAGCGCAGUCACAGCGAGCUCACAUGCCAGUGCCUGGAGGUAGUCGGCGCGUACGUGUCCUGGAUCGACCUCAACCUCAUCGCCAAUGACAGGUUUGUGAAUCUGUUAUUGAGUCACAUGUCCGUGGAGGAGCUGAGAGAGGAGGCGUGCGAUUGUCUGUUUGAGAUCGUCAAUAAGGGCAUGGACCCGGUGGACAAAACCAAACUGGUGGAGUCUCUGUCACGAGUGCUGCGAAAUGCCGGCUUCUUCAGCGUGAAGCAGGAGGAGGACGUGGACUUCCUGGCUAAGUUCUCGCGCCUGGUAAACGGAAUGGGUCAGGCUCUGGUGCUAAGCUGGACCAGACUCACCAAAGCAGCAGACAUGAAGGUGGCAGCAGAAACCCUGCAGGCUCUGGAGGCCAAGAUCCCACUGAUGCUGCAGCUGCUCAUGCAUGAGGAUGACGACAUUUCGGCGAAUAUAGUGGGCUUCUGUUACGACUACUUGCACGUGCUCAAACAGCUUCCUGUUCUUACUGAUCAGCAGAAGAGUAACAUCGAGGCCGUCAUGCUGGCGGUUAUGAAGAAACUGACCUACGACGACGAGUACAACUUCGAAAACGAGGGCGAAGACGAGGCGAUGUUUGUGGAGUACAGGAAGCAGCUGAAGAUGCUGCUGGACCGCCUGGCUCACGUCUCUCCUGAACUCUUACUGGAGUCCGUGCAUAGAGUCUUCACCAGUACUAUGCAGAGCUGGCAAACGGCCCGGUUCAUGGAGGUGGAGGUGGCGAUCCGCUUGUUUUACAUGUUGGGAGAAGCCCUGCCUGCGUCCCACGGGGCUCAUUUCAGCGGCGACACCACGAAAGCCAGCACUCUGCAGGACAUGAUGAGGACGCUCCUCUCUAGUGGCGUAAGCGAGUACCAGCACACCUCCGUCACACUGGAGUUCUUCGAGACCGUGGUUCGCUAUGACAAAUUCUUCAUCGUGGAGCCUCAGCACAUUCCAGUCGUCCUGAUGGCGUUUCUGGAUCAUCGUGGUCUGAGGCACAGCAGUCCGAAGGUGCGCAGCAGAGUGGCGUACCUUUUCUCCAGGUUCAUCAAAACGCUACAUAAACACAUGAAUGCCUAUAUCGAAGACAUCCUGAGCCGAAUACAGGACCUUCUGGCAUUAACUCCUCCUGAAAACGGUUUCCCCGCCCUCCUGAGCAGCGACGAUCAGCUGUUCAUGUUCGAGACAGCCGGCAUCCUGAUUGUGAACGGCGAGAGCCCGGCUGACAGGAAGCAGGUGCUCAUGCGCAGUCUGCUCACGCCGCUCAUGGAGGCCUUCCGCCCACUGCUGGCCAAACUGGCGCAGGAGAGCGACGAAGAGAGGCAGACCGCACUCGCCGACUGCCUCGGGCACGCCGUGGGCUUUGCCAGCCGCACCAGCAAGGCGUUCAGUAAUAAGCAGACAGUGAGGCUGUGCGGCUGCUCCGGGGUCUAUCUGGACUGCCUGCAGACGUUCCUGCCUGCGCUCAGCUGUCCUGUCCAACGGGCCACGUUACGCAGCGCCGUACGCUCCUUCCUCCACCGCAUGAUCAUCUGCCUGGAGGAGGAGGUCCUGCCGUUCAUCCCCAGCGCCAGCGAGCACAUGCUGAAGGACUGUGAGCCCAAAGACCUGCAGGAGUUCAUCCCCCUCAUCAGCCAGAUCACAGCCAAGUUUAAGAGUCAGGUUUCUCCGUUCCUGCAGCAGGUCUUCAUGCCGUUGGUUCUGGCCAUUUUCGAAGUGUUAUCUCGGCCGGCAGAAGAGAACGAUCAGACCGCAGCGCUGGAGAAACAGAUGCUGAGGAGAAGCUACUUCAGCUUCAUCCAGACCAUUGCCAGUAGCGGUAUGAACGAGGUCAUGGCCAACCAGGGUGCUGAAAAUAUAGAGCGUGUGUUGUUUACCAUAAUUCAGGGAGCGGUGGACUUCCCUGACCCUGUCGCCCAGAAGACCUGUUUCAUAAUUCUCUCCAGACUAGUGGAGCUCUGGGGAGGUAAAGACGGUUUAGUCGGGUUUCCAGACUUCAUUUACAAACACAUUCUCCCGGCAUGCUUCCUGGCUCCUCUCAAACCCACCUUCGACCUGUCCGACGCCCAGACCGUCCUGACCUUGUCCGAGUGCACGCUGACGCUGAAAAUGAUUCAUCUCAAGAGGGGCCCGGAGUUUAUUCAGUUCCUGCAGCAGGAGUACCUGCCCUCUCUGAACGUCUCGCCUGAGAUCACGCAGGAACUCUGUCAAGUGCUUCAGCAGCCUGACACUAAGGUUCUGAAGAACUACAUGAAGGCCUUCUUUCAGCAAGCAAAGCUGUAAAAACCCAGACGAGUUCCAGAGUGUACGACGAAAGGACAGAGCUUAGUAUAGAAGCUGCUUUUUGCACUUAAAGGGGAGAAGCUUAACCGGGGCCGUCUCCGCUCCGGAGGGGAAACGUGGUGCCGAUUUUACCGGACUCUGGUGAGGACGCGCUCGUGCCGAACCAAUCAGAGUCAUCGUACUCACCACCACGGGGACGGACGUCUGUGAUUGGACCACCGGACACGGCGGAGAGCAUAAGAGUAGGCCGCAGGAUGGGAUUUCGAAGAGACGAAUUUUGUUUUUGAACAUGUGGGGGGGAAAUAUAUAUAUGUAUAUAUAUAUAGGCGCUUUAAAAAAUAUGAACUAUGAUUACAGUAAUAUUUUGUAUUCGUGAGCACGCUUUCCGUGGUUUAACAAAUACGUAGAGAUUUAAAAAAAAAACCAAACCUGUAGAGCAUUUAAAGAGUGGAUUUAUGUUUGAGCGGUCGAAACGAGGCUUCUGUGAUGAGUUUGCAGGAAAGCCGAGCCGUGCCGAGAUCUUAUUUAAUGAAUCAGAUUUUUUUUUUUUAAUGUUCUGAAAUAGGAGCGUUUAGUUUUUAUUUUGAAGUGACUGCGAAUAUGAAAGUGCUCUUCUCCUAGAUAUGAAACAUUCUGAUGUGCUCAGUUAAAUAUUUGGAUUUGUUUUUGCCCCCCCCCGCCCCCCCAUCAUAUUAAAAGCAGAGUAACCCAUAUAAAUUGUACAGUGCAUCACUGAUCUGCGUUAAUGCGGUCGCUUGGCGUUGAACCUGAAUGCAGAAACACUGUCGAACAGCGUGCGGAGGUGAAUUCACCGAUGCCUGUAAUAUCGCGCCGUUUCUCAUCAUCCAGGACGAGUAUUUUCCUUUCUAUCGUCCAAAAAACAAAUAUUUAUACACGCCUGUUCCAGACCUACCAGCUUUUACGGGUAACCCUUCAGUCUUCAGCGCUCCAGCGGAGACACGAGUUCGCCCUGCAUCAGGAGCGGACGUUAACGAGGGUGUGUUAGAAACUUUACUGGAACAUGAAGGGGACGCUGAGCUGAUGUGAAUUAAUGCAAAUGUUCACACACACACAACAACGUUAAAGAGCUUUACCAUGUCAUUUCCGUGAGGGGAAGCAGUGUGAGCGAGUGUGUGACUCGGGGGGAGAGAGAGAGAGAGACGAAGCGGACACACGAUACAUCGAUGUUAAAAAUACAAAAUGAGAGUGAGUUCUUUUUAAGCGAAACAAUCUGAUGAAUGUAAGAGAUCAUAAUCAGGCUUGUGAUAAAUUUAUAAUCAAUUUCACUACACCUUGAUUUUUGAUUUGAAUUUUUUUUAAGUCGGAUCACUGCAGUGGAGUUUGUUCUCACGGCUUUUGUUCUGAUCUGUAAGUUAAAUAAUUCGACCGUAGUUUAUUUUUCCCCCCAGUUUCUGAUCACAUGACCUAAAUCUGACCUACAAUCACAAAUCUUGUGUACAGAGGCGUUCCCGUUCGGCACGGAGCCUGGUGCUGAUGACAGUGUGUGUGUGUGUGUGUGUGUGUGUGUGUGUGUGUGUGUGUGUGUGUGUGUGUGAAACCUCAGGGUGUGUUAAAUACUGUAUACCUGCUGAUCAGUACAAAUCAGUCGUCUCAAAAGGAGACAUUACGUUUUGAACCUUCCCAGGUUACAGUUAGGAUUCAGCCGGAGGCUGUUGCCGUGCCAUCUGCAAAUGCUGCUUAAAGCUCUAUCAUGCAAAGAAGAAGCCGUAUGUGAACGGGUUUUGGAGGGUCUUAGGGCAAACAGUGAGACAAAGAACUAAUUUUCACAUAAUGGUGGAGAAUGGCACACGUUCAGUCGGUGCUUGGCCCCCUAAUACCGACGCUUUAGAGCCUCCAGAGAAAGUAGCCAGUGUAAAGGGAAUUACUGAUCUGACCACAUGGCCUCCACAAUUCUCCAUAUUUAAAUAUUUUAUAUUCAAAUAUUUUAUUUGUCUUUCCCUCUGUGUCUUCAUGAUUUCCUUUAUGGAUUGAUGAUCUCUGUGUGCUAUUUAAAUGAUUAAGUAGUGAGAAUAAAAACACAGGAUAACAUGGAACAAAUAAUCAGGUUUGGCGUUGUCAUGGAAAUUAGACAACACUCGCAGACUCGUCCUCUGAAGGUAAAAAGGUUUAUUACAGAAAGAUGGUUAAUACAGGAUAGAAUAAAGCAGGAUAGAAUAAUGAGAGCGCUCUGAGGUGCUUGUGCUGAACCGCUACUAUAUAUAUGAAACGCAGAGCAUGACACACUUCUGUGUACCGAUAAGAAGCGGUCUGAGACAGUUCAAACAGGCUUUGUUUUAGGGGUCUCUAGAAGAUGUGCAGACGAACCUUGAACAGAAGAACAUGUUUGUGUCUCUGUAAGCAGAUAAACAUUCUGUGCUGAUCUCAGUGACAUAACAUGGCCUUCUUAGGCGUUAUCCUCAGAUGAACAUGAACAAAAUUAUUACAAAGUAAAAAUGAGUCAUUUCCCCUCACAGCGUCCAAUCAGGGUUUACCUCAUUAACAUAUUCUUUCAAUUCGCAGUGUUUUAUUACUGAAUACGUUGCUCCUGACUCUACCAAAAAUGUGACACUUUGCCUGUUAACUACAAGAGAUAUACAUGGUAACUGUGUAAUAGGGGAGGCAUUAUACAUUAAAAGGUUAAGGGUCAUGAC
Ictalurus furcatus (blue catfish) is the source of this 5901-nucleotide messenger RNA. RefSeq names its product exportin, tRNA (nuclear export receptor for tRNAs) (gene xpot). Bases 332 to 3250 code for a protein of 972 amino acids. Gene Ontology annotation, molecular function: tRNA binding; small GTPase binding. The transcript is spliced from 25 exons. Gene Ontology annotation, biological process: tRNA re-export from nucleus. Gene Ontology annotation, cellular component: nuclear matrix; nuclear pore; cytoplasm. Lineage: Eukaryota; Metazoa; Chordata; Actinopteri; Siluriformes; Ictaluridae. The record is from RefSeq and is a predicted model, not a curated record.